CGCCGCCGCCGCCGCCGCCGUCGUCGUCGCCGCCGUCGUCGUCGUCGUCGUCGUGUGUGCGGUUAGUGUGACACAGCCGAGCAGUGCUGGCUAUCGUACACUUGGAUCCACCGGCGAGACUGUGCCCGACUGACUAACAGACACACACACAUACACACCUAUACAGGAUUAACGCGCUCGGCAUGGCUGCCCCAGCCGCCUGCACGCGGUUUAGUGACAACUAUGAUCUCAAGGAGGAACUCGGCAAAGGCGCCUUCUCCGUGGUACGCCGAUGCGUUCAAAAGAGUUCCGGUCUCGAGUUUGCAGCAAAAAUUAUCAAUACCAAGAAACUCUCGGCGAGAGAUUUCCAGAAGCUCGAGCGCGAGGCACGGAUAUGUAGGAAAUUGCAGCAUCCAAAUAUCGUGAGACUACACGAUAGCAUACAAGAGGAAAACUAUCACUAUCUUGUCUUUGACUUAGUCACCGGCGGAGAGCUUUUCGAGGACAUCGUUGCAAGAGAAUUUUACAGCGAGGCGGAUGCCUCCCAUUGUAUUCAACAAAUCUUGGAAAGCGUCCACCACUGCCACCAUAACGGAGUUGUGCACAGGGACUUGAAACCAGAAAAUUUACUUCUUGCAAGUAAAGCAAAAGGUGCGGCUGUGAAAUUAGCAGAUUUCGGAUUGGCGAUCGAGGUGUCCGGUGAAUCGCAAGCAUGGUAUGGUUUCGCUGGAACGCCCGGCUACCUCAGUCCGGAAGUCUUGAAGAAAGAGCCUUACGGGAAACCCGUCGACAUUUGGGCAUGCGGCGUCAUUCUUUACAUUCUUCUUGUUGGUUACCCGCCAUUUUGGGACGACGAUCAACACCGACUGUACGCUCAAAUAAAGGCAGGCUCCUACGAUUAUCCAAGCCCAGAAUGGGACACCGUCACGCCAGAAGCAAAGAAUCUUAUCAAUCAAAUGUUAACGGUGAAUCCAAGCAAAAGGAUCACCGCGAACGAGGCAUUGAAGCAUCCAUGGAUCUGCCAACGUGAGCGUGUUGCAUCGGUGGUGCAUAGGCAAGAGACUGUGGAUUGCUUGAAGAAAUUCAAUGCAAGACGCAAAUUAAAGGGCGCUAUUUUGACGACGAUGUUGGCGACGCGGAACUUUUCCAGUAAGUAUGAUGCACAGGGUCGAAGCAUCAUCACGAAGAAGGGCGAUGGCUCUCAGGUGAAGGAAUCCACCGACAGCAGCACAACGAUCGAGGAUGACGAUGUCAAAGAGGAUAAGAAGGGCGGCGUCGACCGGAGCAGCACGGUCAUUGCCAAAGAACCCGAAGGAUCGAGUUCCGGCGGUGGUGUAACGCCGAGCAAUCCAGGAGGCGCACUUUUCUCCUUGGUAGAUAGCACUACGUGCGGUCUCCUCAACAAGCAACCUACUACCAGUCAGGGCCAAGCACAGGCACAAAUUCUAAAUCAGAGCCAAGUUGGUUCGAGUCAAGUGACUGGUCAAGCGACGAGUCAGCCGACGGGUCAGGCUCAAGUACAGGCCACGGCCAGUCCUCUCGGAUUAGCCGCUGUACUCCUUCAGGGAGCGCAAGCUGGCAGCACAGGAAGCGUGGGCAGCGGUUCGAGCAGUUCGAGCGGCAACAGCCAGAACAGUCAAACCGGGGCGUCGCCCUCCUCAACGGCCACGGUUUACCUCAGCAACGCCAACAACGCGCCGACGGGGGUGCCGUCGCGACGCCAUGACUCCUCGGCCACCGACAUAAGAAUCGUGUGUCCUAUCAAGACCUGCAGCCAGCUUUCGACGAACUCCCAGUGCUCAGCACGUCGUCAAGAGAUCAUCAAAAUGACGGAGCAAUUGAUCGAGAGUAUCAGUACCGGUGACUUCGAGGGUUACACGAAAAUCUGUGAUCCACACUUGACCGCAUUUGAGCCAGAGGCUCUAGGUAAUUUAGUCGAGGGAAUGGAUUUCCACAAAUUUUACUUUGAUAAUGCGGUCCUCGGGAAGAACUGCAAGGCCGUCAACACGACGAUCCUGAAUCCACACGUGCACUUGCUCGGUGAGGAUGCUGCGUGUAUCGCUUACGUCAGGCUCACACAGUAUAUGGACAAGCAAGGGGUAGCACACACUCACCAAAGCGAAGAGAGCCGCGUCUGGCACAAGAGGGAUAACAAGUGGCAGAACGUGCAUUUUCAUCGGAGCGCGGUGACGGGGCCAACGUCGUUCUCCUUCAGUCACAAAUAAACCGUCUGAAUAUUAUAUUAGCAUCAAGCCGGGAUGCUGUUGUUCGUCGCUCCGCAACAUACCAACAACGCAACGUUGCAUCAUCCGGAUUAGAAAAAAGCACGAGAGAA
Messenger RNA from Vespula pensylvanica (western yellowjacket), 2314 nucleotides. RefSeq names its product calcium/calmodulin-dependent protein kinase type II alpha chain (gene CaMKII). Lineage: Eukaryota; Metazoa; Arthropoda; Insecta; Hymenoptera; Vespidae. Gene Ontology annotation, biological process: protein phosphorylation. The record is from RefSeq and is a predicted model, not a curated record. Gene Ontology annotation, cellular component: neuron projection; cytoplasm. Bases 183 to 2204 code for a protein of 673 amino acids. Gene Ontology annotation, molecular function: calcium/calmodulin-dependent protein kinase activity; ATP binding; calmodulin binding. The transcript has 19 exons.